This is a messenger RNA of Cephus cinctus (wheat stem sawfly), 1678 nucleotides long. It is a transcript of the gene Dph1, whose product is annotated as 2-(3-amino-3-carboxypropyl)histidine synthase subunit 1. The transcript has 5 exons. Gene Ontology annotation, molecular function: 2-(3-amino-3-carboxypropyl)histidine synthase activity. The record is from RefSeq and is a predicted model, not a curated record. The coding region runs from base 226 to 1461 and encodes 411 amino acids. NCBI's taxonomy places the organism in Eukaryota, Metazoa, Arthropoda, Insecta, Hymenoptera, Cephidae. Gene Ontology annotation, biological process: protein histidyl modification to diphthamide.
GUAGGGACCAUUGCUAAGCUCCGAUCGGCCUGUAUUCCCACUCCAGAACAUCGUUGAUGCUUACUGUAGUACAAUGUUCGACGUUUUUCAUCCACCCAACUCUGUUUUUUAUUAAUCUUUCCAUAUUAAAAAGUGUACAACACGUUUCACGAAGAAGCCAUAUAUGUAUGUAUGUGAAUAGAUAACUGAUACAUAAUAAAUUUGUAUUUGAAAUACUAGAAAAAAAUGACUGAUCCAAAUGCUUCGGUUGUUAUUGUUAAAGCAAAACCAGUUAGAAAGGUUUUUAAGGCUCCCGUUAGGGUAAACAAAGUGCCACAAGAACUUUUAAAUGAUCCUGUACUCAAUGCUGCAAUUGCAGCUUUACCCUCUAAUUAUAAUUUUGAAAUACAUAAGACAGUUUGGAGAAUAAAAGAGACGAAGGCUAAAAGAGUGGCUUUACAAAUGCCUGAAGGUCUCUUGAUGUAUGCCACAACAAUUGCUGAUAUUAUUGAAGAUUUUACUGGUGCAGAUAGUGUCAUUAUGGGAGAUGUGACAUACGGUGCUUGCUGUAUAGAUGACUUCACAGCAAAAGCCUUGAAUGUCGAUCUUCUGGUUCAUUAUGGACAUUCGUGCUUAAUUCCAAUAGAUCAAACUGUUGGUAUUAGAGUAUUAUAUAUAUUUGUAGACAUUAGAAUUGAUGCUGCACAUUGCAUAGAAUCAAUACAAGCUGCUUUGUCCAUUACCACAAAAAUAGCACUGGUCAGUACCAUACAGUUUGCAGCUACUUUGCAGUCAGUUGCAAGUGAAAUGAGAAAGGCUGGCUACGAAGCUACAGUUCCACAAAGUAAACCUUUAAGUCCUGGAGAGGUUUUAGGCUGUACAGCACCACAAAUUCGAUGUGCAGAUGCUGUAAUUUAUUUAGGCGAUGGACGCUUUCACUUAGAGGCUGCUAUGAUAGCAAACCCAAAGUUACGCGCAUUUCGCUAUGAUCCUUAUGAAAAGAAAUUAACUGAAGAAUUCUAUGAUCAUGACACCAUGAAGUCGACUAGAAAAAACGCCAUUGAUCGUGCACGAAACGCUAAUAAAUUCGGUCUAAUACUUGGUACACUUGGACGACAAGGAAAUCCAAAUGUGUUGAAAACUCUACAAAGCAAAAUAAAAUCAUUGGGAAAGGAUGAUAUAGUCAUUCUGCUGUCAGAGAUAUUUCCGGAUAAAAUUAGACUCUUUGAAGAUAUUGAUGCUUUUAUUCAAGUAGCAUGUCCAAGACUAAGUAUAGACUGGGGUACAGCCUUUGACAAACCUCUACUAUCACCUUACGAAGGUGCUGUAGCUGUAAAUUUAGCAAUUCUUGACAAUGAGAAACCCUACCCAAUGGAUUUUUAUUCAGCCGCAAGCUUAGGACCCUGGACACCUAAUCACAAGCCAUCAGAAUUGGAAAAGCAAACUGAUGCCUGUUGUGGGAAAUGCAAGGAUGGAAAGUAGCAAGUCACUCUCAAAAAUAAUAUUGCCCAGACAACACACGUGUUCAAAAGUCAUCUUUAAGAUGUCUUAAAGACAACUUUUGUGCUAUUAGACGUCUUAAAGACGACUUUUGGACAUUUUGUGAUGUCUGGAUGUGAACAUGUACAACAAGAUCAAGAAUUAUGUAAAUAAGUUUGGGUAAUAAUUAAAAUCAAAUAUAUAACCCCAAAUAAUUAAA